This is a messenger RNA of Oppia nitens, 862 nucleotides long. It is a transcript of the gene sra, whose product is annotated as calcipressin-2-like. Gene Ontology annotation, biological process: calcium-mediated signaling. Gene Ontology annotation, molecular function: calcium-dependent protein serine/threonine phosphatase regulator activity. The transcript is spliced from 2 exons. Bases 143 to 595 code for a protein of 150 amino acids. The record is from RefSeq and is a predicted model, not a curated record. NCBI's taxonomy places the organism in Eukaryota, Metazoa, Arthropoda, Arachnida, Sarcoptiformes, Oppiidae. Gene Ontology annotation, cellular component: nucleus; cytoplasm.
UAUGCAUUAAAUGUCAAACAAACAGACUUACAGUUAUUGAUAUUGAAUACAAUAAUUGACUGAUAAUUACAUUGAUUUCAAACAAUAAUUAUAUUUAACACAAAUUAUAAUUAAUAAAACCUAUAAAUUGGUUAUAUUUGAUAUGUCGGGUCAUUCAGUGACCACUAAUGGACUCAAUGGCACCACUAAUGAUAGCGAUGAAGAGUACGAUGAGAUUGAGUUAAUUAUUAAGCGGACAUUAGAGCGGAUGCGGAACAGAAACCCGAAUGAUAUAUAUCUUCGUCCGCCGACACCUGACAAGCAGUUUCUGAUAUCACCGCCGGCCUCACCGCCCGUUGGUUGGCAUCCCAUAGAUGAGGCACAUCCUGUCAUUGACGAUGAGUUACUGUCAGCACUGAAUAAUCUGACCCCAGGAGUAGCUCAUGAAUUGCAUCCACAAUCAGAGUCACAGCCGGCUAUUGUUGUACACAUUUGUGCAGAGGAUGACCAACAAUUAAAUGGUCAAACAGAUGAUAGUAGUGAUUGGAAACCCAAAAUGAAGAUCCAACAAACCUCACGUCCCGGACCUGUCAGCCAACAGUCUUCAUCACAUUAGUUAUUAUGUUCACAAUAAUCGACUCAAUGAUCAUAUUAUCAUUAUAUUUGAAUGUAUUGUUUACACAACGGUAUCACAAAUACCAUAAAACAGUAUUUCAAUUGAUUAGAUGUAUUGGCAACACAUGGCCUGACACUUCAUGAGCCCUGAGCUCAACAUCAGCCCAAUCCUUAUCUUUUAAAAAGUUUUCUACAAUUAAUGAAACCAAAGAAAAUGAAUUAAAUGAACACUCAUUUGUGUGAUCAGUACUUAAUGAUAAUUUUAAUA